UUUUAUGGAACAUCCAGACUCUUUUCUAAUCUCAUGGUCUAAAGAAUAGCAGGUCUUAUUAUUGAUGUUAGUAAUUCUAAAAGUUAUAUACAGUGCUAAAUGCUGUCAUAUGGAUAAUCUCAUUGAGUCCUCACUACAGCCUUAAGGACCAGACCUUAUCAUCAUUCUCUUCUGCAGAUCAGGAGACUAUAGCUGAAGUGAAUAACAGCCCGAGAAGACCUGUUAGCUUCAUCUGGGUAUCUGACCGCCAGCAGUGAGGCUCUCCUUUGGAUCUGCAGUGUUGACAAGGUCCCCUCCUGCCUUCUUAAAAAUAGGCUUGUUUCUUUGAGAGGAGCCUCAAAGACAACCACCAGCCACCCAAGAGCAUUCAGAAUGAGUGACAACACGACAUUGGCUCCUCCAACUUCAAACCAGGGUCCCACCACCCCACGCAAAGGGCCCCCCAAGUUCAAGCAGAGGCAGACUCGUCAGUUCAAGAGCAAGCCUCCUAAGAAAGGUGUGAAAGGGUUUGGAGAUGACAUUCCAGGCAUGGAGGGGCUAGGAACAGAUAUCACGGUGAUCUGUCCCUGGGAGGCAUUCAGCCACUUGGAAUUGCACGAGCUCGCUCAGUUUGGGAUCAUCUAAGGCACCAGGGGUUUUGCCCCCUCUCAACAGCAUCUGCUGUGACUUUGAUUACUUCUGCCCUGCUGAUCUGCCAGAGUUCUUGACAUGCAGCUGCUGAAAGUGGUUUCUUUGGUUUGCACAGUCAUUUCCCAUAAGUCACUACUAAAUGUUCUCUUAGUGUCAGACGCCCAUGCAGUGUAGUUAGCUCAGAAUAGUGGGUGAAAUCAACGUUUGAUAGGGCAUUUCAAAUGUUUCUACUUUGUCCUAUCAGCUAGUUAGAAGUCAUCACUAUUUCUCUAAAGUUGAAUCCUUUAAAUCUGUCUUUGCUCAGCAUUCAUGAUAAUUGGUGGUAGGCUUAAGAUACCAUUUAUGUCAUUCCUUGCCCCUUUUUCAUUUAAUAAAGGAGCUAUUUACCUUGAAUCUCAUGAUAAGUUCUAUUAAAUGCUAUAUGCAAAUAUAUGAUGCCCUGUUCUGAGAACCAGCGAAAUAGAGAAAGCAGAGUCACACAAGAAAUAAGGACAGGGCAUGUGAAAGAGCAUAAGGUUAACACUCAAGUCCUGAUUCUGCUUUGUAACUUUGUAAAUCAUGAGCUUUCUGAGUCUAAAUUAUUUUUUCCUUUUUAUGGCAGCACCUGCAGCAUAUGGACAUUCCUGGGCUAGGGGUGGAAUCAGAGCUACAGCUAAGGCCUGCGCCACAGGCACAACAGCAGCAGAUCUAAGCUGAAUCUG
Sus scrofa (pig) is the source of this 1331-nucleotide messenger RNA. The record is from RefSeq and is a predicted model, not a curated record. NCBI's taxonomy places the organism in Eukaryota, Metazoa, Chordata, Mammalia, Artiodactyla, Suidae.